Iphiclides podalirius (scarce swallowtail) is the source of this 453-nucleotide messenger RNA. Lineage: Eukaryota; Metazoa; Arthropoda; Insecta; Lepidoptera; Papilionidae. The record is from the annotation of a GenBank genome assembly.
AUGAAGGCGACUUCGGCGCUGACGCGUCUUCUGUUCUUAGUCUACUCGGUCAGUUGCAGUCCGUGUGGCAGAUUGGAAAGUUUGAACAUCACGGGCGGCGUCGAGUUUUCCAACGGUUCCGUGAUUCACGGCGGCCUGGAGUACGUGAGCGGGGCUUGGUACGACCUGGAGGAGGACGGGGCGCUGAUUAGACUCGGCUGCCCCUGCAUAGGGCGGGUUUGCCUCUGGAAGUGCUGCGGCGAAGGCGAGGCCUUCUCCAACAAGACGUGCGCGGCGACGGACCACGCCGCAGCGAAUCCAUUCAGCCCGCCAAUCUUCAGAGGGAAGGAGCCCUUAGAUGUUGCGGCGCAUAGCAGCUUCUUCUUCAUGCACUCCCGGUUGUGCGACGAAAGAUAUCUGGUCGACACGAGCUCGCCCACCGAAAGAAUUUUCAUUCAACAGGUAAUGUGGUUG